GUAGCUGCUCCUCCAAAGUAUUUGUGUGCAUAUCCUAAAAUAACAAACAGAAUUUUAGUAGUACUAUGUAGUUUCUAUCUGCCGUAAUUUAGAAGAAAUGUUCGAAUCUUAAAAUCCAUUUUGGCUACUGAAGUUUUAAGACGGAUCUCUUGCCGAAAUAAGCAGAACUCUCAUUUUACAGGUUUGAUUCGUGCUUUUUAAAAGUUUUAGAGAGCAUUGCAACUGAGAUCAUGUGGCAUGGCAUCAUUUUACAUCUCUCUCUAUGUGAACAUGUAUAGAGAUCUCCACGAACCUGCUCUCGUAAUUGCUGGAUGCUUUGUCUUGGUCGCAUUAAUUCUCUCUCUUUUGUCAAUAUUUCAGCAUCUCAGAUACUAUACCAAUCCAGCGGAACAAAAAUGGAUCGUGGGGGUCCUUUUCAUGGUUCCUGUCUAUGCAACUGAAUCAAUUUUAUCCUUGUGGAACCCAAAAUUGUCCCUUGCCUGCGACAUAUUGAGGAACUGUUAUGAAGCGUUUGCACUCUAUUCUUUUGGCAGUUACUUGAUCGCUUGCCUUGGGGGUGAGCGAGAGGUCGUUGAACUGCUCGAAGAUGAAAGAAGGAAACAAAUCAGUCAGUCGUUGCUAGGAGGAGAGGAGAAACCUGUGACACAAAAAAGAACGUUGUAUAACUUCAUUUUCCACCCAUGUGUCGUGGGGAAGAACUUGUUUACUAUAGAAAAAUUUGGUCUUGUACAAUAUAUGAUUUUGAAGACAACCUGUGCAUUCCUAGCUCUCAUUAUGGAGAUAUUUGGGGUAUAUGGCGAUGGAGAGUUCAAAUGGCACUAUGGAUACCCUUAUAUUACUGUGGUGCUAAACUUCAGCCAAAUGUGGGCACUGUUUUGUCUCGUCCAAUUUUAUAAUGCGACUCACCAUAAACUCCAGUCAAUAAAACCGCUAGCAAAAUUUAUUAGCUUCAAGGCCAUUGUUUUUGCAACAUGGUGGCAAGGGGUGGGGAUCGCCUUGAUAUGUUAUUUAAGAGUGCUUCCGAAGGAAGGGAAGUUCCAGACCGGGUUGCAAGAUUUUCUGAUCUGCAUAGAGAUGGCUAUUGCUGCUAUUGCGCAUGUUUUUGUCUUCUCCGCAAAACCUUAUCAUUUCGUGCCAACAUCUGUGUAUGAAGAGAUUACUGCCCAAAAAGCAGAAACAACUUUAAAAUCAGAAGACGGAGAGAAACCAGCUGUUGUUGAAAAGAUAGAAGCCAAGGUUGAGCUUCCGGGGACAAGUGUCACAGAAAGUGUUCAGGACAUCGUCGUUGAAGGUGGUCAAAAAGUUGUGAAGGAUGUAGUUUUGACCAUAAACCAGGCGAUGGAACCGGUAGAGAAAGGUAUGACAAAGAUCCAAGAAACUUUCCACCAAAUAUCAGUCAAUGACGAGAAAGAAGAAAAACAGGAGACGGAAAUUAAGAUUGAGGAACACGAACAGAAUGUAACAGGAGACGACAGAUCUCAUUCUCAGGUGCUUAUAUCGCGAGAUGAAAGGCGGAAAACUUGAACUGGUAUAGUAUAUAUGUUGAGACAAAGGAAGUUGAAAGACAAAAGAUUGUCACUGAGGUAUUCAAAUCAUGUUCUUAGUAGGAUUUGAUCAUCUUCUUACUUAGCAGGAUUUCUUGUAGUUAAUUGAUUUAUUUUUCUUUUUAUUGGUAAUACAUGGAUUUCCUUCCUUUAGGGGACCCUUUA
Molecule: messenger RNA, 1709 nt
Organism: Nicotiana tabacum (common tobacco)
Lineage: Eukaryota; Viridiplantae; Streptophyta; Magnoliopsida; Solanales; Solanaceae
Product: protein LAZ1 homolog 2-like
Source: RefSeq, a predicted model, not a curated record